Molecule: messenger RNA, 408 nt
Organism: Ascochyta rabiei
Lineage: Eukaryota; Fungi; Ascomycota; Dothideomycetes; Pleosporales; Didymellaceae
Exons: 1
Coding region: 1-408 (135 amino acids)
Source: RefSeq, a predicted model, not a curated record
AUGAACCCGCUCACCACCCACAAUCAACAACCAAUCCACGACCCCACCCCACCCCACCCCCUCUCUCUGCAUUCCGAACCCACCACGUCCCCGAAACGCACUCUCAAGAUGCCCCCACACCGCCCCAGCAAAGAACCAACUCUUCCAUCCACCGCAAAAAGCGAACCACACUACAUCCACACCGCCUCAGGCCUGCAGUCCAUCAACCCCAAGCCACCCCCAGCACCCGCACCCGCACGAGGAACAGCACACCACCUCCCCCCAGACCAGCGAUGCGUGUCUCACCCUCUCAGCGCCGCUGGCCAACUCUUCGCACCCGCCUGCCAUCUGCCCGCCGAGCACGUCGCGGUGGCAGCGGCUCAAGGGGGGGAACGAGGCGCGCAAGAGCAGGGGGGUGACGCGGAUUAG